AUGUAUAUUCCGCCCCAGGUUCCCCCACAACCCGGAGCCUGGGCCGCCCGGGGCCCAGUGGGGCCGACUGAGACUCCGAGGGUUCCAUCUCAUUCGCCCGUCCACGCCGCUGCCGCUGCCGCCGACAUCCUCACCCGCGCCGCCGUCGGGGCCGUCAGUCUCAUCCAUGCUUCUUUUGCCGGCCAGCAGCACGAUCCUCCCACGACACUCACCCGCCGACAAUCGAACCCAAAUCAGACAAACGUCACAGUCGGCAUCGUCAUCGGCAUCGUCCUCGCCAUCUUCAUAAUCGGCGCCUGUACUUUCCUAUACAUCUAUCGAGGCGCCCUGAGGAAGCUCCAUAAACGCCGCCAACGUCGUCGCCGACGCCGCCACAAAGCUCUUCCGACACGGUUCCUCCUCCUGACGAUUCUCCGCCGGCCGCCGAGGAAGGGGGAGAUGCCCCUCCAGCCGAUGCCUGAAACCAGCUGUGCUUUGAGGCGCAACUCAAACCUGUUGGCCAAUCUUUCUCCGACUCCGGCCAAACGAACCUUUGGGUUUCUCUUGGUUUCUGAACAUUCCUCCAGGGGCGUCGGCGUUUCUCUUAUUUCAGGGCCACGGCCCACGGUACACAUCUCCUUUGCUACAACUCCUCGGCCUUUCGCUUUGACCACUUCUGACUUGGAGUUGAUAGACACAUGCAUCCUGUUCAAGCCUCUCAGGGCUGCAAGCAAACACUUCUUGAUCUGCGUGUAUCCCUUCUUCCUGUUGCGGCCAACUCUCACUACUGAUUCCAUCCUCACUUGUUUCCAUUUCUCAAGACAAGCACGGCCAGUGCUUACAUUUGAUGUUUCGGCCUUGCUCCCCCCCGGUCAAACAUCUUUUGAGUACAUUCUUCAUCAGAGACUUACCAUCACCGUUGAGAAUGUUCAUAAGAAGGACGAUCCAAUCUGUCACAUCCUGUCCCCCUGUAAAUCCAACCAUCUAUUCUGUAAAGCCGGAGCCACAGGGAGGUUUGAAUUUCGAGCCCACACGCUCAUAGAUGAGGCAAACGUUGCUCACCCCCUCUCUCGCCGCAACGUCGACCGCGGGGCCGUAGGGGGGAUAGUGGUCGGCUGCCUCAUCCUCGGCGUCCUCCUCCUAGCCGUCGCAGGCUCUUGCUUCCAGCACGACUGCGACUGCAGUUCCCGACCGCCCUCCUCGUCGGGAGCAGCAGGGCACAAAAUAAAGAAUCACCGUCUCGGGGGGGAGAACCAUUACCACGGCCGAUACCAACUUCCCUCGAAGCCAAGACACGUCCGCACACGUAAGCACCGCCGCAGAACAGGCACCAGACAAGAAAGAACAACAGUCCGAGUUCCCUUCCUCGACGUUCUGCCAGUGGACCAUCCCACACCCAGCACCAUCCCUUCCCGUCACCCAGAGAUCAUCGUCGUUAACGAACCGGAACCGUCCCUCGCCCACCCGCACCCGCUGGAAGAGACGAUUCACGUGCGGGAUUUCGCCGCAGAACCAACUAUCGGAGAAGAGACAUUACACGUGGACGACGUCGCUCCCACGGCAUCGGGCGGAUAUGUGCUCGUCGACGCGGUACAGCCGCCGGAGUUGAUGAUCCCCUGGCCUGCGCCAAAAGAGCACAGACCGAAGGUUAGACAGAAGAAAAAAGAUAGGGGUGGGGGUUGUUGCUUUGAGCUUUGCGAUCUUCUUUGCGGACCUAGCAAGAAGAAGAAGACCAAGAAAAAGAAGCGACGGAGUGUCAAAGAGAAGCUGGUUGAGGAGGACAGUAUGAGUGGGAGUCGGGAAUACUUUUCGUCAAUGGACCACGACAAGACAUAG
This is a messenger RNA of Sodiomyces alkalinus F11, 1815 nucleotides long. RefSeq lists its product as hypothetical. The record is from RefSeq and is a predicted model, not a curated record. The coding region runs from base 1 to 1815 and encodes 604 amino acids. The transcript has 10 exons. Lineage: Eukaryota; Fungi; Ascomycota; Sordariomycetes; Glomerellales; Plectosphaerellaceae.